Messenger RNA from Tuber melanosporum (Perigord truffle), 1852 nucleotides. RefSeq lists its product as uncharacterized. The record is from RefSeq and is a predicted model, not a curated record. Bases 1 to 1419 code for a protein of 472 amino acids. Gene Ontology annotation, molecular function: ATP binding; RNA helicase activity; RNA binding. The transcript is spliced from 10 exons. NCBI's taxonomy places the organism in Eukaryota, Fungi, Ascomycota, Pezizomycetes, Pezizales, Tuberaceae.
AUGGCUCAAAGUGUGAGAGAGCGAGGGAAAAAAUUGCACCCCUCGCAGCCUACAUAUUUUGCCCCUCUCGUCUCGUCCUUCUCUUCUCUCCCCCACCAUCAACCACAAAUUUUCACAACGCAUCAAGAAAAAAUAACCACCAUCCGGGACUACUACAGAUACCUUUUACUGCAAAUACUACCAUCUACCGCUCGAAAAACCUCUCCACUCCUCUAUUACACCUUGCCCAGCAUGGCUACAGAAGGACUUAAGGAUGUUGAAGGACAAAUUGAGUCCAACUACGAUGAGACUGUCGACAACUUUGAUAGUAUGGAUCUGAAACCUGAGCUUCUCAGAGGCAUCUACGCAUAUGGUUUUGAGCGUCCCUCUGCCAUCCAACAGCGUGCCAUCCUCCCUGUCAUUAAUAACCGUGAUGUUAUCGCCCAGGCCCAGUCUGGAACUGGAAAGACCGCGACUUUCUCGAUUUCUGUUCUUCAGAAGAUCGAUUUGUCUGUCAAGCAAUGCCAGGCUUUGAUCCUAGCCCCUACCCGUGAGCUCGCUCAACAGAUUCAGAAGGUUGUUGUUGCUAUUGGAGAUUUCAUGAAUGUUGAGUGCCAUGCCUGUAUCGGGGGAACUGUCGUCCGCGAGGACAUGAAGAUUCUUCAAGACGGCGUGCACGUCGUUGUCGGUACUCCUGGUCGUGUCCAUGACGUGAUCCAGCGCCGCGCUUUGAAGACUGAUGCUAUCAAGCUAUUCGUCCUUGACGAGGCUGACGAAAUGUUAUCGCGUGGUUUCACCGAGCAAAUUUACGAUAUCUUCCAAUUGCUUCCCCAAUCCACCCAAGUCGUUUUGCUCUCUGCCACCAUGCCUCAGGAUGUUCUUGAGGUCACCACUAAAUUCAUGCGUGAUCCUGUCCGCAUCUUGGUCAAGAAGGCCGAAUUGACGCUCGAAGGUAUCAAGCAAUUCUACAUUGCUGUUGAGAAAGAAGACUGGAAACUCGACACACUUUCCGAUCUCUACGAGACGGUUACAAUCACCCAGGCCGUUAUUUUCUGCAACACCCGUAGAAAGGUUGACUGGCUCACUGAGAAGCUUACUGCCCGUGACUUCACCGUUUCCGCUAUGCAUGGAGAUAUGGAUCAGCACCAGCGAGAUCUCAUUAUGAAGGAGUUCCGAUCUGGUUCUUCCCGUGUGUUGAUUGCUACUGACCUCUUGGCCCGUGGUAUCGAUGUUCAACAAGUCUCUCUCGUCAUUAACUACGACUUGCCUGCAAAUAGGGAGAACUACAUCCAUCGUAUUGGUCGUGGUGGUCGUUUCGGCCGCAAGGGUGUUGCGAUCAACUUUGUUACAGCUGACGACGUCCGUAUGAUGCGUGAGAUUGAGCAAUUCUAUUCUACCCAAAUCGAAGAGAUGCCAAUGAAUGUUGCUGAUCUCAUCUAAACAAUUUUCAUAAUUUCAACUAAAUAAAAGUUUUUUUCUUUUUCUUUUUUUUUUACCUGGUUUCCUAUGACCUUCUCCCGUUCCGGGUUUAUGAUUUCCUUUUCUUUUUUUGUCUUAGUCCUUCCUGAUUCUUUCUGUAUGCGUUCUUCAUCUGGGUUGGGAAUCGGCUAUCACAUCGGGACAGGACUGUGUUUUCAUUUUCUCCCUAAAGGGGCAGUUUUCGAAUACCUGAAUGGAAAAUCAUAUGACGACGAUGACAACAUUUCAUGACCUUUGACGAAGACACCAAUUUUUUUCUUUGCUUGCAUGCUUUCCUUCACAUCAUUAGCUUUGCUGGUCUCUUUAUAUGCGGAUUGCGUAGAAUUAUGGUGGAGCAGGCUGCCGGGGGAGGGCUUAGUUAAUAGUAUUAAGCUAAAAUUUAUAUUUUCCAAUA